Messenger RNA from Notolabrus celidotus (New Zealand spotty), 668 nucleotides. RefSeq lists its product as uncharacterized. The record is from RefSeq and is a predicted model, not a curated record. The coding region runs from base 9 to 647 and encodes 212 amino acids. The transcript has a single exon. NCBI's taxonomy places the organism in Eukaryota, Metazoa, Chordata, Actinopteri, Labriformes, Labridae.
UUGCCGAUAUGACACCAGGAGGUGUCAUCAUUAGCGGUGGUUUUACUUCACUUCUUUCUCAAGUCCAAACAAGAAUUGAGAACUUGAACCGUGCAGGCACAUUCAAACGACACAGAUCAUACAGACCGUCUGGACAACUGCUGAAGCCAAGUGAUUCUUACGGAUGCAAACAAUUUCAGCCGGAACUGCCACUAGAAGAAACCAGUGAUACAGUGGAUCAGAAGCAUCAACAAUUGGUGAACAUCUACAGGCAGGAAGGUAUUCAGGGUGGUGAGAGGGCAGAAGUGAUAGACCUCAUGAAAAAAACAUUCUGUCUUCAGUGUAACCAAAUCAAUCAGUCUCCAGCACCUACCAUUGAAGAUUUUAGAAUCCAGUGGCCUUACCUUUUCACCCAAAGGGGUAUCUACUGUCACUUUGAGAAACUUACCGACAUUAGCGUAUUGCGGGCCUUGGAGUUAUCCAUAUCAGAAUGUGGACAAAGAAUAGAGAAGUAUUUCAGGACAAAGUCAAAGAAAAAAGAGGAACAGUCUGUCGUAUCCGAGGGGGAGGAUGUGGAGAUCACCCUCCGUGUCAUCAAGCUGCUGAUGUCCUACUUUGAUGAGGACACAGAGGGACUGAUACUCCUUGCUGAUGGAAGUAUAGUGUAGCAUUAUUUUGUCUACUGUGAC